Psilocybe cubensis is the source of this 585-nucleotide messenger RNA. RefSeq lists its product as uncharacterized. Gene Ontology annotation, cellular component: extracellular region. Gene Ontology annotation, biological process: carbohydrate catabolic process. Gene Ontology annotation, molecular function: cutinase activity. The coding region runs from base 1 to 585 and encodes 194 amino acids. Lineage: Eukaryota; Fungi; Basidiomycota; Agaricomycetes; Agaricales; Agrocybaceae. The record is from RefSeq and is a predicted model, not a curated record. The transcript has 3 exons.
AUGUUCAAGUCAGCUCUUCUUCUUAUACUCGCAGCAGCAUCAGUACACGCCGCGCCUACCGCUGCCGAGGCGUGCGCAGAUGUUACAGUGAUUUUUGCUCGAGGCACUGGUGAAACCCCACCCAUCGGGACCAUCGUGGGCCCACCAUUCGAAGGAGCACUGCAAGCAGCUCUUGGAUCCAGAAGCCUGAGUUUCCAAGGUGUCAACUACCCUGCUAACGUCGCAGGUUUCCUCGAAGGUGGUGAUCCAAAUGGCGCCGCCACUAUGGCUCAAGAUAUCUCCUCAACUGCAAGCUCUUGCCCAAACACAAAAAUCGUGGUUUCGGGUUAUAGUCAAGGAGGUCAAUUGGUCCACCUUGCCGCCAAACAGCUUUCCUCUGCGGUUCAAAGCCGAGUGAACGCAAUCGUCAUUUUCGGUGACCCAGACAAUGGGCAACCGUUCCCCGGUAAUCUCAACGCAGUCGAGAAGACUUUCUGCGCAGUUGGAGACGACAUUUGCGCUGGAGGAGAUGUUAUUCUACCAGCACAUUUGAGCUACGGAGCGGACGCUGGUGCUGCUGCUAGCUUCGUCGUUUCGAAACUCUAA